Molecule: messenger RNA, 3789 nt
Organism: Erpetoichthys calabaricus (reedfish)
Lineage: Eukaryota; Metazoa; Chordata; Cladistia; Polypteriformes; Polypteridae
Gene: erfl1
Product: Ets2 repressor factor like 1
Exons: 7
Coding region: 1043-2398 (451 amino acids)
Biological process (GO): cell differentiation; regulation of transcription by RNA polymerase II
Cellular component (GO): nucleus
Molecular function (GO): DNA-binding transcription factor activity, RNA polymerase II-specific; sequence-specific DNA binding
Source: RefSeq, a predicted model, not a curated record
AUUUCUAAUUUAUUUUGUAUUUUUGAACCAGACGGUCGGGGGGCUCCCCCUUAGUGCGCAUGCGCGGGCAAGGUCGUCCCAUUUAUCACACUUCGGGGCAACACUGCUUUUUUUUUUUUUUGGCGAGAUACUCAAAAAAAAAAAAAAAAAAAAAAAAAGCCAAAGCCAUUUUCAGCAAACAAGUUUUUUAUCUCUGCUUCUCCGUAACAGCCAUCCCUUCUAAAUGAAAAAUCAGUCAUUUUCAUCAAGUGCCCGGCCAAAUAUUAUCUACAGUCCAUUCAGAGAGAUCGAAUCUUAUUUAGACCCGCGAUCCGACAUCUGUUUUCAAAUUUGAUCUGCUAUGAACUUUAUUUUCCGAGUUUCAGGAAAAUUAUAUUGCAUCGAUCGGAGCACUGGCUCUGUGUACAUAUAUUUUCUUGCCGCUUCGGCUGUUGAGCGUCUUACAGCACAAAGUACCGCGCUGGGAGGAAGCUUAUAUUUGGUCCUCUCUCUCACACAUUCAAGCAUAUUGCACACUAAACAAUGGGCACUGUUUUUUACCGCCUUUAAUUACACAUUAAUUCUUUCACACCCUCCAUUUUUAAGUACCCUAAUCGUUUGUAAGGAUUAUUAUUGUUUUAUUGUUUUUUUAAUUUCGGUAUAUAAGUCGGGGUUUAUUGCUUUUUCCAUCAACAGCCAUACCAGCUAUCAAUAUAAAAAUAAGUUUUCUGAUGAAAAAUAAAACAUCUCACAACUUCACUUCUGUGGGUUUAUCUGGCAUGGACUAUCACGGGAAAUGAAGAAGAACUUACACAGAUUCGCUGAAACACCGUUAGCAGAGUUGCACGGUUCCUGCCGAAAAACAACCUGAAGUGGCCUCGGAGACCGAUUAAUGUCUUUGGAGUCGUGUUGGGUAUUGGGACACUAGUUAGACAGUGGAGACACUUCCCAGUUUGCACUACAGCGAUGGUGGCUCGUUUUCACAACCCGCCGGAUAAAGUCGAACAGCCCUUGGUAGCCCAGUGUCGCCAACUGCGCUUGUAAGGUCUGCUUUGCGUUUACAAUGGACUGUAACUGUGUCAGCGACCUUCUCCUUAACCCUCCUGUCCCAGCUCUCUGGACUCCAGGGAUAGCCUUCCCUGACUGGGCCUAUAAACCUGAGUCAAGUCCUGGCUCAAGACAAAUCCAGUUAUGGCACUUCAUCCUCGAACUCUUGCAGAAAGAAGAGUACCAGAAUGUGAUCGCUUGGCAAGGGGAUUAUGGCGAGUUUGUCAUUAAGGACCCAGAUGAAGUUGCACGGCUGUGGGGAAUUCGGAAGUGCAAACCCCACAUGAACUAUGACAAACUCAGUAGAGCACUCAGGUAUUAUUACAACAAGCGAAUCCUCCACAAGACCAAAGGAAAGCGAUUCACCUACAAGUUCAACUUCAGCAAAGUAGUGCUCGUCAAUUACCCGCUGCUGGAGAUGGCCAACUCGCCUUUUCUGCUGGCCCAAAACCAUUUCAACGGCUCACCAGCGCAGGACUGCAGCCCCAUCACACCGGAGGCUCUUCAGACUUUGUUUCCUCGCCUGCCAGAGACAGGAUCCCGAGAUGGCCGUACUAAUUUGUUUGACAGAAUCAUUCCAGGCUCGGACACAGACAAAAUACGGCUAGACACAACCUUUCCCUUUCUUGGAACAGGUGGCCCCUGCUACUCCAAGCCCACAGGACUGUUAGCACCAUACAGCCGCAGUCCACAAUUUUCUGAAUAUCCAUGGAACUUUAACCCCUACUUGCCAGGCGCAUUCUCCUUGAACAAUCCCAAACUGCCCACAGGCUCCAUGUACCCUCCACAUUUCUAUCCCAAUCCUUUGCAAACCUCCCUGUCCCAGCUGCCAAGCCCUUUCUCUUCCCUGUUGCCUGGAGUGGAUGGGCUGGAGCAGAGCACUCUCAGAGGUCAAACUCCAGCAAGUAUUGGAGGGGCUUUGGCUCGUCUUUGUCAACCACCGUUCCCUGCUGGCUUACCCCUUGGCCGAGGGAUAGAGUUGGUACAUAGCAGUGGAGAGAGGGAGGCGCCACACACUCCAGGAAGCGGAGUCGGAGGUGUGCAGAGUCCUGUUCCUCGAGGUGUGAAAGAAGAUCCAGGCUCUGAUUCGGAACUGGAAAUAACUGACCUUAGUGAGUGCAGCUCAGACAAUGAAAAUGAUAGCUGCGACUUCCGAGGAGAUCAAAAUAAAUCACUUUCAUCUCUGGCAAUCUUGGAAGGUAAAACUGCACUUCAUGGUCCAUCAGUUGUGGCACCUACACCCCCACAUAAACUUUUAGGCUGUGUGCCACCUACUGCACGACUGGCUAUUGGCCUUCCAGGAACAGAAAAACUGCAAACGACUGCCGCUGACUGUAGCAGAGACACAAACAGCAGUAUUGUCAAAAGUUAAUAGGGUGCAGUAGAAACAUCUAACUGGUGGUGAAGGCAGUCCAUGUCAUCACCCAGUGCUGCCUUGUAAAUUGUAAUGACAGCCAGUUGAGCUCUAAUCUAGCAGAGAACAGAGAUAGGACAAUGGCAAUAACUGUUGCUUCACAUCAUGUUGUAUUGACAACAAAAUUGGGGUGGGGGGGAGGAAAAAAAAAUAUGUUCAUGCACCAAGGUUCAGUUUCCACAAAACACCUACAAACUGCUGGAAUCCUUCUGAUCUUAGUCUACUGGUCUACUUCCAGAAUUGUUUGCAAUUGCUGAGCUGAGCCAAUUAUUAACAACCUUAAUUAUUCGCCUAUGUAAAUAAAACAGUGUUUAAUCUAUCUAAAUUUUAAAUAAAAUGUCCUCUUUUCAAAAAAGCAAGUCAGGAAACCUUGAAAGAGUUUAGCCUAAGACUAGCACUCCCCCUAGUGGAUACAUCCAAUUUAUUUUUGCCUAAUUUUUUCCACACGAGGUGACUUGAAAGUAUGUGUGAUAUUUUUCGAAUACAUGCACAUAAUUCAUUGAAGGUUAAGAAUUUUGUGCUAAAAGGUUUAGUCAUAAUGUAAGUAAUGUGGAAAAUGCAAAAUGGUUGUAUUCAGAUGCACAAAAAGGCUUGUAAGAAUUAUUUGCAUCUUUCUCUGUUUGGUUUUUCUUGACUGGUUGGAAUGCACUAGUUUAGUGCUGAACUGGACAGGCAGUUAUUUGUCACCUGCCCCAAGCAACUGUUCACUUGUGUUAAAUACUGUAUAAAUGUUUAGAAAUAAAAAAGAAAUAAAAGCAAAGAGAAUAAAGAAAAACAAUUUAAAUUUAAAGUUUAUUGAAAGAAAAUCUGUUUUAAGGUUGUAUUUGUGAAUUCCCGUGUGUAAUAAUUGUACUUGGUGUUCAGACAAAGAAAACAAAAAUCGAAAUCUGUUUUUAAAUGUAGAUAGAAUCUGAAAUGCUCUCCUGUGUACAAUUUCAUAAGUAUAAAGCAUUUUAAUGUAUUCUUCUGUAAUAAUAGUCUACAAAUGAAUACCUUCAGAGCAAUAAAUUCUGGUGUUUAAACUAAUGUUCUGGGAAAUAUUUGUGUUACAUUGAGAGGAACGUCCGAUUUCCAAGACAAGAAUACGCCUAAAGGGUUUUGUGGUCAUACACUUUCCUUUCUAAGGAGAAGUAUAAUCUAAUGUUGAAAUUAAAAUUAACCUGUAGAAAAAAAAAAAAAAAUCUAGAUUGUAUAUUAUGGUAUUCUGUGCAACGCUAGCAUGGAUGCUUACAAGUAGUAACAAAUGAUGCUUCUGCUGUUUCUAGAGACCAAGUGUCUUGGUCACUUUACGCAGUUAAGCACGAGCAUGUAAGACAGCCAGGAGAACCGAUUACCAAUGAACUAAACAA